AUGGUUCUCGGACAACUUUUUAGCCCACAGACGCAGGCGAUUUUCUUUAAUUGGAAGGAAAAGCCGGUACAACGUAUGUUGGACUUCGACUAUGUUUGCGGCCGUGAGACACCCUCGGUUGCUGCCAUUGUCCAGCCUGGGAGCUCGGGUGGUUUCCAAAAACUCUUCUUCGGAAAGGCCGAGAUCGCCAUACCGGUCUACGGGAGCACCGCCGAGGCCACUCGCAAGCACCCCAAGGCCGACGUAUUCAUCAACUACGCGUCGUUCCGCAGCGCGUACGAGUCCUCCCUGGAGGCUCUGAAGGCCGCCACUAUCCGCGUGGUUGCCAUUAUUGCUGAGGGCGUCCCGGAGAAGGACACCAAGCACCUCAUCGCCUAUGCACGGGCCAACAACAAGGUCAUUAUUGGCCCGGCUACGGUCGGCGGCGCUGGCGCAUUCAAGAUUGGCGAUACUGCCGGCACCCUGGAUAACAUACUUGCCUGCAAGCUGCACCGCCCCGGCUCUGUGGGCUUCGUGUCCAAGUCUGGCGGCAUGUCCAACGAGAUGUACAACGUGCUGGCCCGGGCCACUGACGGACUGUAUGAGGGCAUUGCCAUUGGCGGUGACACGUUCCCGGGCUCCACCUUGUCGGAUCACUGCCUGCGAUACGAGCAUGUUCCCGCCAUCAAGAUGAUUGUGGUGCUGGGCGAGCUGGGCGGCCGCGACGAGUACGGCCUUGUGGAGGCCAUGAAGGCGGAGGCCAUCACUAAGCCAGUGGUGGCAUGGGUGUCAGGGACAUGCGCCAAGCUGUUCAAGAGCGAGGUGCAGUUCGGUCACGCGGGGGCUCGCAGCGGCGGAGACCUGGACAGCGCACAGGCUAAGAACGCCGCACUACGCGAUGCGGGUGCGCUGGUCCCGGAGUCAUUCGAGGGGCUGGAGGGGGCCAUUAGGUCAACGUACCAGCGCCUGGUGCAGUCGGGCGUGCUGAUCCCAGCCAAGGACGUGGAGCCGCCGCCAAUCCCGCAGGACCUGGCCUCGGCGGUCGCGGCGGGCAAGGUGCGCGUCCCCACCCACAUCGUGUCGACCAUUUGCGAUGACCGGGGUGACGAGCCCACAUACUACGGCGUCACCAUGUCGGAGCUGAUUGAGGGCGAUUACGGCGUGGGGGACGUCAUCUCGCUGCUCUGGUUCAAACGCAAGCUGCCAAAGUAUGCCUCCAAGUUCAUCGAGAUGUGCGUGAUGCUGUGUGCCGACCACGGACCAUGCGUGUCUGGCGCACACAAUGCGAUUGUGACCAGCCGGGCCGGUAAGGACCUGGUCAGCUGCCUGGUCAGCGGACUGCUCACCAUCGGGCCCAGGUUCGGAGGGGCCAUUGACGACGCGGCCAGGCUGUUCAAGGCGGCAUGCGACGCGGGUCAGAGCCCUCAGGACUUUGUAGAAGGUCUCAAGAAGAAGGGCAUUCGAGUGUCAGGCAUUGGCCACCGCAUUAAGUCCAAGGACAACCGGGACAAGCGCGUGGAGCUGCUGCAGAACUACGCGCGCAAGUUCUUCCCAUCUACUCGGUACCUGGAGUACGCAGUGUCGGUGGAGUCGUACACGCUGCAGAAGGCGCCUAACCUGGUGCUCAACGUUGAUGGCUGCAUCGGUGCGCUGUUCCUGGACCUGUUGGCUUCCUCGGGCUGCUUCACGGAGGCGGAGGCCGUCCAGAUCGUGGAGAUUGGCUACCUGAAUGCGCUGUUCGUGGUGGCCCGAUCCAUCGGCCUGGUGGGUCACGCGCUGGAUCAAAAGCGCCUCCAGCAGCCGCUGUACCGCCACCCAUGGGAGGACGUCCUGUACACCAGCUGA
Molecule: messenger RNA, 1824 nt
Organism: Volvox carteri f. nagariensis
Lineage: Eukaryota; Viridiplantae; Chlorophyta; Chlorophyceae; Chlamydomonadales; Volvocaceae
Exons: 16
Coding region: 1-1824 (607 amino acids)
Biological process (GO): fatty acid biosynthetic process; tricarboxylic acid cycle; acetyl-CoA biosynthetic process
Cellular component (GO): cytosol
Molecular function (GO): ATP citrate synthase activity
Source: RefSeq, a predicted model, not a curated record